AUGGAAAGCCAUGACCAACAACAAGCACUGGAGGAAGGAGUCACUGAGGAUGUGAGCGCAAGACCCAUGCAUGCACCAAAUAAUGAAGCAACAACCACAGAAUCCCAUGUUGUGUCCACACUAGCUACGCCUACAGAUGCUGCAUCUCAAGAAGAAGAAACGAAAGACACAUUCGAAAAAGACUGCUUUCUUCCGAUAUCCACACCUGGACCAGAGCGAUUCACAAAUUGGUUGGCACAGGGCGACGACACUUGGGGAGUCGACGCCUCAGGUGACAGGGAUGAUGAUAACAACAAUAAUAAUACCAUUGUGGACUCAUUUAUGGGGGUGGAUCAGAAAUUGCGGGGACAAGUGAGGCGACUGCGCCGUCAUCAUCAGACUGUUCUUGAAGGCAACAACACUACAUGUAAUACCAAUAAGUAUGCCUCUCGGAGUUACAAGAGCCACGAGUCUCCCGUGUGGCAUCACUUUACACAGAAAACGCGGGCCAAACCGAGUCGGUUGCGACGAUUUUUGGCGUGUGGCAAGGGCGCCUACAUCUCGGCAGUGCGGGAUGCGAGGCUCAUGAUGAGAGUCAUGAUUGCUGCCAUUGGCAUUCUCAUGUCGGUGGUGGGCUUUGGUAUCCUUCGAUCCUCCGAGAAGUUACUGGAAUGGAAACUCGACAAAUCCACCGAAUUGCUGGAGGAGGAAAACAAUAACAAAUAUUCAUCCUUUGGGUUCUUUAUUGGCAUGAAUAUCUUGUUUGGCUUCCUGGCAGCGCUACCGGUCUUGUUUCGACCUUUGAGUGCUGGCAGUGGCAUUGCCGAAGCCAAGGCAGUUUUGAAUGGCAUUAUCUUACCUGGAUGCACGGACUUGACCACGGCGGCGUGCAAAGGUUUCAGUGUCAUCUUUGCACAAGCGGCAUCCCUGCCGAUUGGAAUGGAAGGACCAUUGAUUUUUAUUGGGCUCGCACUUGGAGACAAUGCCGACAAAUACCUGCCCAUCCAAAGCAACCGUUUUGCACCAGCCUCCGAAGUUUGCAAGGUGGAACGAUAUCGAAAGGACUUGCAGGCGAUUGGAACGGCAUGCGGUGUCACCAGUGCCUUUGGAACUCCCAUUGGUGCCGUCCUGUUUGCACUGGAAGAGGCAUGUUCCUAUUGGAGCCUCGAUCUGACAUGGCACACAUUCACUGCCGCCUGUGUGACAGCCACGUUUUCCUACAUGUGGAACAUAAUUGCCAACCAAGCCAUUGGAGAUUUCAUGGCGGACUAUGUGACUUCCAAGUUCCAAGGUCUUCCCAUGGAGAAUGGAAUGUCCUCGGCUUCCAGCAUUUGGAUCAGUUUUCGUUUGCUCGAUUACUUUAUCUUUGCGGGCAUGGGAAUUGCCGGUGGAGCUGUGGGUGCAGUGUGGUGUGAACUGAAUCGAGCCCUGGCCAUUCAACGUACCAAGUGGAAACUUGGCAGAGUUGCCAAGUGCAUCGAGGUUCUCUCCCUGGUGGCCAUUGCAUCUUGUAUCUUUUGGUGGUUGCCACAAAUUUACAAAGUUUGCAGCCCUUUCGAAAGUGAGAAUGGCAACAAUACGCACCAAUCGAACAUUGCUGCCAAACCAGAGUAUUACCAUCAAGCCCUGUGUCCAGAUGGCCAAUACAAUGAGCUGGCCACACUGUUUUGGAACCCAGUCGGAGGAACCGGGAUUAACCUGCUGUUCUGGGAGCCAUCGACUGCCUUUUCGGCAUCCUCGUGCGUCAUUGCUGGGUCUGUGUUCCUCGUCCUUUUGCUGCUCUUUUUUGGCAGCUCCAUUGGGAUGGGCAUUUUUAUCCCUCUCUUGUUCGUUGGUGGCUGCUAUGGACGUGCUUUUGCCCUGGCAAUCGAUGGGGCCCCGGUGAACACCUGCACAAUUGUGGGGUCUGUCGCCAUGCUGGCAGGAGUCGCGCGGGUGUUCAUUUCCUUGAGUGUAAUCAUGCUCACAGCCACGGGUCAGCCUCAUUUGGUCACUCCCUUUAUGACGGCCACCAUCUUUGCUCGUUUGACAGGCAAAGUUGUGUUUGACCGGGCCGGCAUCUAUGAUAUCAUCCUCGAGUUAAGGAGAAUUCCCUUCCUGGAAGAAUUGCCAUUCAAACGGAUUCUCUAUAGAGGUCUCAAAGCUCGGGACAUCAUGUCUCCUCUGUCGGUAACGCUGGAACCGGAACCAAACGUAGGCAGCUUGAUCGAGUCACUGAAGCAGUGCGUAUCCUUGGACAUUCCGGUGGUUGAUCCAAACCGAGGUGGUGUCCUGCUUGGGACCAUUUCUCUUCCCACCGUACUACGCGUUCUGAGCGAAAAGGAUCUUUUCUAUGAACGAGGCAACAAUCUUCACAGGGCUCUGAGCUUUGAGAAUCUAGAAGAGCGAGCGGGCGACCAACUCACCCUCGAGCUGGUUGAAAAACAACUUACGAAUGAGGACCGAGAUUUGGUUGUGGAUCUAUCGCCGUACAUAAGCUAUGCAUGCAGCACGUUGCACCUCCUUGCCAGUGCUGAGAGGGUCUACACGAUCUUUCGAACUCUGGGGCUUAGAACAAUGGUGAUCACUAAUCUAUCGGGCAAGCCUGUGGGUACGGUCUCUCGAUACGAACUCUAUGCCCUCGAGGAAUUGGGCCCGGACGAAGAGGAAGGAAUGACAACAACAGAACCCAUGGAGGGAGCUACCAGCUACUACAAACACAAAAUGUUCGCACAACGAGACAUUAUGAUGGUCCAUGUCGGCGAGGCGAGUGGGAUUUCACGGCGACAAGAUGUCGCCGCCGACUGUGUCAUGAUGAAGUUUUUCUCUUUACACUCCGCAAUCCCGUUCGAUCGCAUUGUCAGUGCCUUUCGACACAUUACAGCCGAGGCCAGCAGGAUCAGCGACACGAAUGCCAGGCGGUCGCCGAGGCACACAUGCAACAACAAGGCAUCCCCACGGGUUGUCUCCCACAUUCACUACAACUACCAAUACUACGCUGCUCGCACUCUUGACAAGUAUCCCGACAAGGCAGUUUUGGCGGCGCGAACCAAACACGAACUAGCUAUGGAGGACAUGAUGGCAUUGGAUCAACAAUUACUCGGAGGAACUGGCAACUUUUGUUACACGAAACCAUUUCGUCAUGGCAGUCACAACUAUCAUCCAUCGCUUUUGUCCACGGAAGGUUAUCACAAACUUUGCUGUGAACUGGAAGAUUGGGUGGAAAUCUAUCUCGAUAUCUUGAGGCAAGCGGUGAAUCUCAAUGCCUCGGCCAAGCAAGAGACGCAAGACAGCUUGAGAACCAAGUGUGGACUUACCACCACAGUAACGUGGGUCGAGUGGAGAAUGCAGUGUCUGCGAAGAAUCGAUCUGUUGGAACCGAAUCCAAAGUAG
This is a messenger RNA of Seminavis robusta, 3351 nucleotides long. The record is from the annotation of a GenBank genome assembly. NCBI's taxonomy places the organism in Eukaryota, Bacillariophyta, Bacillariophyceae, Naviculales, Naviculaceae.